AGAAAAUAGUCUCAAUAAAAUACCUUUAGAAUGUAAAUAAAGGACAAUUAUACUAUAUAACAUUUUUAGGAACACCCACUGCUAUCUAGAUGACCUGGCCAAUUUAAGAGUAUACUUAUUUAUGGAAUUAAGAUCUUUUUUAAGGUAGAUGUAAUGGGAAACAGUCUGUGAUAGCCAGCUGUUAGGGACUCAACCUGUCUGGGGCAAAGCAUAUCAGUGUUUCGAAACUGUUUUAGUGAAGGUAUGUUGACUGAUCUUGACAGUGUAAGAUAGUGCUGAGAACUGAACACUUGUUGGGGAGAGUAUAAGAGCUCAUACGAACUAUAACAGAGUUGCAGGUGAAAACACUGAGCGAAAGGAUCAUGAAGCUCUACCUGGCUGUCUUUGCCCUUCUGGUGGCGGCUCAGUGCCAUAAACUCUUCAUAGGAGACCAGGUUCUCAGAAUCAAUGCUGAAUCUGAGGAACAAAUCCAGCUCCUGAAGGAGUUAGAAGACGAUGAAGGAUGGGAGCUGGAUUUUUGGACUCAUCCUGUCUCAACUGACCUGCCUGUGGAUAUCCAUGUGCCAUCUGCCAGUUUGCACGCUGCCAAGAGCUUUUUACAUCUUCACAAUAUCUCAUUCACUGUUAUGAUCAACAAUGUGCAGGAACUCCUGGAUGAGGAGCAGGAAAGUAUGGAGGUGAACGCCAUGCAGGAGCGCAGUGUAAACAGCUUCAACUUUGGAGCCUAUCACACACUGGACACUGUCUACAGCUGGAUGGACACUCUAGUGGCUGCUCAUGCAAAUCUGGUUUCCAAAGUGCGUAUUGGUUUCUCUUACGAGAACCGUCCCAUGUAUGUGCUGAAGUUCAGCACUGGUGGGAACAAACGCCCUGCUAUCUGGAUUGAUGCUGGUAUACACGCCAGAGAAUGGGUCUCCACUGCUUCUGCUGUGUGGAUGGCUAACAAGAUGGCUACAGAUUAUGGUGUUGACCCCUCGGUGACUUCUCUCUUGGGCCGUAUGGAUGUCUACCUGAUGGUAGUUACCAAUCCAGAUGGAUAUGCCUAUACUCACACUUCUGACCGCAUGUGGCGCAAGACUCGCUCUAUUAAUGCUGGUUCUGUCUGCCGGGGUGUUGAUCCUAAUAGAAACUGGGAUGCUGGUUUUGGUGGACCUGGAGCUAGUAAGAACCCUUGCUCCGACUCCUACCACGGCCCUUCUGCCCAAUCUGAGAUCGAGGUGAAGAACGUGGUGGAUCUUGUCAAGAACCACGGCAACUUCAAAGCCUUCAUUUCAAUUCAUUCUUACUCUCAGCUCCUCAUGUACCCCUAUGGAUACAGCUGCAACAAUAUCCCUGACCAGGCAGAACUGGACACUGUAGGUCGAUCUGCAGUGCAGGCCCUCAGCUCUCUUUAUGGAACCAGCUAUAGAGUGGGAAGCAUUUGCAGGAUUAUCUAUCAAGCCAGUGGUGGAAGCAUUGACUGGUCAUAUGACAUUGGCAUCAAAUACUCAUUUGCCUUUGAGCUGCGUGACACUGGACGCUAUGGUUUCCUCCUGCCUGCCAAUCAGAUCAUCCCAACUGCAUCUGAGACCUGGCUGGGUCUCAAAUAUAUCAUGAAAUAUGUCCGUGACAAUUCUUAAUAUGAUUACAAUUAAUGUUGUGUAGAAACUGACAAUAAAGAUCCCAAAGCCAGGAA
Astyanax mexicanus (Mexican tetra) is the source of this 1675-nucleotide messenger RNA. Its product is annotated as carboxypeptidase A1. NCBI's taxonomy places the organism in Eukaryota, Metazoa, Chordata, Actinopteri, Characiformes, Acestrorhamphidae. The coding region runs from base 363 to 1619 and encodes 418 amino acids. The record is from RefSeq and is a predicted model, not a curated record. Gene Ontology annotation, molecular function: metallocarboxypeptidase activity; zinc ion binding. Gene Ontology annotation, biological process: proteolysis. The transcript is spliced from 11 exons.